GUUUUGCUAUGGCACCAUUGGGUGAUCAUCACAUAACAGAUUCCAGUUUGGUACACAUUGUAAUUAAUGGUGACGAAAAGUUGUAACCAGUGCUAAAAUGUGCAGUGAGUUGUUGGAUGCAGUCUCUGAGGCUAUUCCUGCAGAGCGUGUAAGGAUAUGUUUGUGUGUUCUGUGCGGUCUUCCAGCUGCAGGGAAGUCGACGUUAGCGCAAGCUCUCCCCGGCCACUUUCAAAACAGGGGCUGGAGGAGUUUUAUUUUGUCUUACGACGAAAUCAUUCCCGAGGAGGCUUACGAGUUGAGGAAAGAGGAGAAUGACGCAAUCGCGGACACGCAGUCCAGCUGGAAGUUAUACAGACAAGAAGUGCUGCAGUGUCUGGACGAGUUUCUGCGGAGUGGCCAUAUACCAGUGCGUGCGACCGGCUCCAGCGGAGGAAAAUGGGAUACCUGGGCGCGUUUUGCACGCAUUGUGCAGGACCAACGGGUGUCUGUGACAGCGACUUCGCGCCCUCAUUUAUUACACGGUCACACCAGGCCGUUCAUCGUUCUCCUUGACGACAACUUUUACUAUCGGAGCAUGAGAUACGAAGUGUACCAGCUGGCCAGAAAGUUCUCCGUGGGAUUCUGCCAGCUCUACCUGCAGUGCCCUGUGAACUCCUGCGUUACCAGAAACCAGGGGAGGAGUUGCCCACUGCCCGAUGACGUCAUCGCGGAAAUGGCGACGCGGAUCCAACCUCCGAACCCUGACAAAAACCCAUGGGAGCAAAACAGUCUCACGCUGGCCAGCACAGAUGAAUUUUCACAGGAGAAUAUAGAGAUGGUGAUGACAUUAUUUGCUGCUGCACUGGACAACCCAUUGAGCCCAGUCCAGGACAACACAGAACAAAAGGAAGCUGACCGCCAGCGCUGUGCCUCCAGCAUCGUCCACCAGGCUGACCAGGCCUGUCGCCGCCUUGUGUCCCAGGCUAUGCAGAAGGCCAGAGAGUAUAAAGUGGCUCCAGGCAGCAUGAGGAUUCUAGCUGCAGAUCUGAAUCAGCUGAAGGCCAGGGUCCUGGACGACCUUCGAAAAGAUGCACUCCAAGGCUGUUCCUUCAGCCCUGGAGAGACUGUGAACAUUGAUCAGGUGGUGAGCACAGCAGUUGCAGACUUUGACCGGGAGAAGGAGGAAUUAAUAAGGAAGCACAGCAGAGAAGAUGAAGCGAAACUGCUAUGA
This is a messenger RNA of Megalops cyprinoides (Indo-Pacific tarpon), 1210 nucleotides long. Its product is annotated as L-seryl-tRNA(Sec) kinase-like. Gene Ontology annotation, molecular function: kinase activity; tRNA binding. The coding region runs from base 98 to 1210 and encodes 370 amino acids. Lineage: Eukaryota; Metazoa; Chordata; Actinopteri; Elopiformes; Megalopidae. The transcript has 6 exons. The record is from RefSeq and is a predicted model, not a curated record.